Molecule: messenger RNA, 1428 nt
Organism: Symbiodinium necroappetens
Lineage: Eukaryota; Dinophyceae; Suessiales; Symbiodiniaceae
Source: the annotation of a GenBank genome assembly
AUGGGCGGCCAGCAAUCAGCGGAAGCUCAAGAACCGGCGAAGGACGGGCGUGUGGAGGAAGUGCCAAAAGCGGAAGAACCUCAGCAAGCACAGUCUCAACCUGCAGAGGAACCGCAGAAGGCUGAAUCCAAGAAGUCUGAAGCCGUGAAGGCGGAGGAGAAGCCUACGACCUCAGAAGGUAAGAAGGAUACAAAGGCUGCAGAGGGCAAAAAAGCAACAGCCUCUGCAAACUCUCCACCCGCAGGGCCUUUGCAGCCGGGAGCGCAGCCGAAGGGAAAGGCAGCGCCGAAGCCUGCGGCAAAGACAUCGGCCAAGGCAGGCGCUCCCAAGAAGAAGCCGCAACAACCUGGACCUCCCCAGCAGCCUGGCCUCAUCACACCAGAGGCCCAAGCCGCCGCCCCCAAGAAAGCCGCAAAGGGAGAGAAGGGCAAAGGCGGAGGCAAGAAGGGCCAGGGCACCUUCCCCGGAAUCCAGCUUUGUGUGCGCAACUUGGUGAAGGAUGCCACCACUGAGCAGCUUCAAAAUCUUUUCCAACCCUUUGGCGAACUCAUUGGAGUUGACGUGAAGAAGAACACCGACGGGACUUGCCGUGGUUAUGGAUUCGUCACCUACACCUCCAUUGCCGAUGCCAACAAAGCCAUCUCUGCCAUGAACAACAAGCAGGUUGAAGGAAAAAACUUGAUUGUUGUUCUGUCAGACCGCCAGCAGGGCACAACCAAAGCCGAGCGUGAGGCACAGGCGACCGGAGGAAAGGGUGCCAAGGGCAAGGAUGGAAAGGAAGGCAAGGGCGGAGACAAGGGCAAGGGCAAAUCGAAGCAGCCGGCAAACAUUGCCAACGCCUUGCCUGCUGCCAACCCGCCUUGGCCAUAUCAGGGCGAAGGGACGUAUCCGUAUGGCUAUGGUUAUCCAGUGGUCUCCCCAAUGGCCGCCUAUGCGAACCAAGGGUAUGCCCCGAACACUCAGCAGGCAGCUUUGCAAGCCAUGCAGGCACAAUUCAUCACCCAGGCCCAGCAAGCUUUGCAAAUGCAAGCCUUCCACAGUAGUCUCGGUGGACUGAACCCGGGCAUCAAUCCGAACAUGCCAGCGCCAGUCAGUAAUGUGGGUGCCAACAACAUGCAGCCCAAUGCUGCAGCUCCAGCGCCCGCUCCACCUCCGACGGCAAGUGCCGCAGCGCCUUCGGACGAAGCACAGGCCCUCAAACAAGAACAUGAAGGACAGCUCAAGUCAAUUAGUGCCAAGAAUGGAUAUGGCUUCAUCGCUUGCAAUGAGACGAAGGUGCACUACAAGCGCGAUGUGUUUGUGGACUCCUCUCUCCUCCCUGAGGGAAUCCAGGUGAAUGACAAGGUGAUUUUCUCGUUGACACUCAGCGAAAAAGGCCACCCACGUGCCACCUCGGUCAGACAAGUUGGACAGGUGGCUGCGCGCUGA